AUGUCCGACCGAGUCCUGGUCCAAAAAGGUGCACGCAGCUGCGGCAUCACGACAUUUCUACGUGGCAGUCUGCCCAAUUUAUUUACCUACCUAGGCAGGCAUGUAGGCAUGUAUCUUGCGGUUUUUACAUUACCGGUUUUUAGGUACGUACCGGUUCACGAGGUGGAGCCCGACGAUUGCGGAUGGGGCUACAACGUUGAAGCGGUAGUCCCAGUUCGAUUAUCAGUCAAAAGAGGUACGGUAGUUCGACGCAGCCAAAAGUGCCGCGGUUUACUACUAACCGACUCCUCUUCUCUUUUGUUCCCCGCGCACGGCGCCCACGGCGGUCGGAUGUUAACUAGCAACUCUACCGACCACUACCACCUUAGCCGAGAAACAGGGAGACCAAUCGAAAUCUCCGCACCUGUCUCCGGCGGACCUACAAUAUAG
Molecule: messenger RNA, 429 nt
Organism: Pyricularia oryzae 70-15
Lineage: Eukaryota; Fungi; Ascomycota; Sordariomycetes; Magnaporthales; Pyriculariaceae
Exons: 4
Coding region: 1-429 (142 amino acids)
Source: RefSeq, a predicted model, not a curated record